This is a messenger RNA of Chara braunii, 1045 nucleotides long. NCBI's taxonomy places the organism in Eukaryota, Viridiplantae, Streptophyta, Charophyceae, Charales, Characeae. The record is from the annotation of a GenBank genome assembly.
GGGGGGGGGGGGGGGGGGGGGGGGGGGGGGGGGGGGGGGGGGGGGGGGGAAGUUGGAGGGAAGCUGAACAUGUCGACGGCGUCGACUAUCAAAAUGGAUAUGCCAUCGUCCUACUCCGAGAUUCCCGAACUUUCGGUGAGAGUUCAUCAAGGGAGAAAGAGAUUGGACUUUGCUUGGGGCACAGGAAGUUACCUGUAUCUGGCCGACAUCCACAGAGCGCCUAUCAGCCAGUCACCUGGGACUGCUGACGUGGCAGUGGGAAGCGGAGAUCUCAGCCAAGCAUCGGGAUCGGCUUCAGGAGCAGCAGGAGGAGAAGGAGGAGGAGGAGGAGGAAAAGGAGGAGGUGUUUACAAGCUGACGUGGACACCUCUCGAUGCUCGAGAUCGGAGGCUUGCUUAUGAAACAUUUCCCCACUACAGCAAUUUGCAGUACAAGAAAAGAGAGACUGCAGUGGAGGGAACCGACGAAGAUGUACCCAUAGAAUGGUGGGAGUCUGUCCUCCAGUAUAGUAGGAAUAUUUGUGCUGUUCUGGAGUCGCAGAGCAAGGAGAAUGAGGGAGCAGUUGCGUUCCGGAUGGACGAAGGUGGAAAAAGCCAGAGAUUGGUGGGCGACCUGCUCAGAAAAGCUGUCUGGGAGUUAGUGGAGGUAUUCUAUGUAACCAAGAGUUCAAACUCGAUGGUGGGAGAAAGGUUGGCAGAAUGGCUUAAGAACAGUAUCGACAUACUUGUACCAGGUGAGGUGUCAGCGCAGGCGAAGUUGGAAGCCAUCCAGACCUCUUUAAAGGAAGAGUGGCAGAGAUUACCGGAAGACAAUCCAGAGUACUGGACAUCUAUUGCAUCUGCAGUUGCGGUUGGCUGGCUGCCUGAGGCGCUUUGUGGCCCAUCUUCUCCUUGCGGGCCCUCAAGCGGCGGGAACGUGGUGUGGGGACUUCAUGCACCGGAGCCUUCCUCUUAAAGAUGAAGAUCUGCAGCAGUUUGUCAUGUUCACAAUGGAACUCUCUCUCUCUCACACACACACAUUUGGAAUCCCCUUCACUAAUCUCAUC